GCUCUUCUCCAGGGGCUACGUGUACCCGUAUGGCCGGCACCACACAAAUAAACACGCUUCUUCCCCGCCCAAAUCGAGGAUCGAGGAGCCGGCAACUCAGCUCGGAGGGCUCCCCAUUCCCCAAUUCCUGAAUCCUACCACGGACUCGGCGGAAAGAUAUCAUUGGUUAGAGCCCCGUCAGCAUGGAGCUCUGCACAGCUUCUGUAUCGACUUCAGCUUCAGCACAUCACUCUCAUAUAGCAACGCUUGACCGCCGACUGUCAUUCAAUCGAUAUGCCACUUCAAGAUCCAGGGUUUCUCAGAGGAGAAGGCAGUCGUCGCUCAAUGUCAUGAAUGCUGCAUCAACUAGUGGCCUGUCCUCUUCUCGAAACAUAAGCCAGACUGUGGGAACUAAUGGCGCAGCUGUGAAAGGCAUAUCCAGCAAAAAGCUCAACAGUGCACUGGAGCAACUUGAUAUCGAGCGUGGUGUCUGUAUCCCAUUCCGAAAGUACUCUCCGGAAAUGGUCAGGAAUAAAGUCUUGGGAUCUAGUGGCUCCAUAAUAUCCCUCGCUAGUCGAGGAGUGGAGAUCAUUUGGAAACUAGGCUUUUACUGGUCCUCUCUGGUGUAUGACUACUUGGUUGGACGGGAUGAAGAGAUCGUUCCAUUCCGUGCCCGGCAGCUCCGCAAUCUUUUAUGUGAUCUGGGGCCAUCAUUCAUAAAAGCUGGACAGGUUCUAGCUAACAGGCCAGAUAUAAUUCGUGAGGAUUAUAUGAGCGAACUGUGCAUCCUGCAAGAUGACGUUCCUCCAUUUGCUAACCAGGUGGCUUUUGACAUAAUUGAGGAGGAACUUGGACAAUCUCUAGAACAAUUGUUCAGCAAAAUUUCAUCUGAGACAAUAGCAGCUGCAAGUCUGGGCCAAGUUUACCGUGCCACACUUAGAGAAACCGGCGAGGAUGUUGCUAUUAAGGUUCAGAGACCAGGAAUUGAGCCGAUAAUAUACAGAGAUCUGUUCCUUUUCCGCACUCUCGCUUCCUUUUUGAAUGGGAUUAGCCUUCAAAAACUAGGCUGCAAUGCAGAGCUUAUUGUUGAUGAAUUCGGUGAAAAGCUUUUGGAAGAACUUGAUUACACUCUUGAAGCUAGAAACAUCGAGGACUUCUUAGUAAAUUUUAAGAAUGAUCCAACUGUCAAGAUCCCUCUAGUAUAUAAGAAGUUUUCGGGUUCUCGUGUUUUGGUGAUGGAAUGGAUAGAUGGAAUCAGAUGCACUGAUCCACAGGCUAUAAAAGAAGCUGGCAUUGAUGUUGAAGGUUUCCUCACAGUUGGAGUGAGUGCCGCAUUGCGUCAGUUGCUCGAAUUUGGCCUUUUCCAUGGAGAUCCGCAUCCUGGAAAUAUUUUUGCAAUGCGUGAUGGACGUAUUGCUUAUGUUGACUUUGGCAAUGUGGCUGUCCUUAGCCAGCAAAACAAAGAGAUCCUGAUUGAUGCUGUAGUUCAUGCUGUAAAUGAAGACUAUGCUGAAAUGGCAAAUGACUUCACAAGGCUUGGUUUUCUUGCUAGCGGAACCGAUGUAUCCCCGAUCAUCCCAGCUCUAGAAGCUAUUUGGCAAAACUCAGCUGGAAAAGGCUUGGCAGACUUCAAUUUCAGGAGUGUGACUGGGAAGUUCAAUCAGCUCGUGUACAAUUACCCCAUCCGCAUCCCAGAAAGGUUUUCUUUGGUUAUUCGCUCUUUGUUGACUCAAGAAGGAAUUUGCUUUACUCUUGAGCCCGAUUUUAAGUUUCUUGAGGUUGCAUAUCCAUAUAUAGCAAAUCGUCUUUUGACAGAUCCAAAUCCUGCUCUUCGUGAACGGCUGAUACAGGUCUUAUUCAAAGAUGGGUUGUUUCAGUGGAAACGACUAGAAAACCUUAUAGUUCUUGCCAAGGAAAAUGUGUCAAAGAUGAGCAGCAAUCCUGCACUGAAAAGCAAUAGCUCGCAAAUUGUGACAACUCAAAAAGUGGAGAAAAAAUUGGAUCUCACUGACACAAUUAAAGACGGAGCACGGCUGUUCCUGAUUGAUUCUGGGAUCAGGAGACAACUUAUAAUGGCUUUCACCGAGGACUCCAGGUUGCACGUAGAAGAGCUUGUUGAUGUAUACAGACUGGUGGAAGAUCAGAUAGAUAUACCUUCAGUUGCUCUUGAGGUUCUCCAAGAUUUACCAUCUGUUGCGCGUGACUUUAUGCUUUCAUGGAGCGAUUCUGUUCUGUCGGAUCGCCAAAACUGACCCACCUAAACAACUAAAAGAGCAACCAUGUACCUGCAAGCUAGGAACCACAAACAUCUUCCUCGAGUUAAUCUGCAUAGAGAUAUAGAUAGAUACACAAGGGUUCUUCUCCUAUUCUUUGGUGAUAUACUACUGUAUAUAGCGAAAAUAACUGCAACAUGCAGGUUUUGAUUUUGCUGACAUGGACUUGUAUAUAAUUAAAUUGAGCUUGUAAUCAGCUGGAACAAAAUCAGUAGGUGUGCACAUCAAGCAUAUUGAUAUACAGUAGGAGUAGUGAUUUGCUGAUUUCUUAGUGCAAGAUGCUAUUUAUCUUGUUUGGAGAAAUGUCCAUUUUAAGGGACAUACGCAUGAAUAUACAUGUGUACAAUUUCAGGUAA
Messenger RNA from Brachypodium distachyon (stiff brome), 2608 nucleotides. Its product is annotated as protein ACTIVITY OF BC1 COMPLEX KINASE 1, chloroplastic. The coding region runs from base 183 to 2231 and encodes 682 amino acids. The record is from RefSeq and is a predicted model, not a curated record. Lineage: Eukaryota; Viridiplantae; Streptophyta; Magnoliopsida; Poales; Poaceae. The transcript is spliced from 15 exons. Gene Ontology annotation, molecular function: ATP binding; protein kinase activity. Gene Ontology annotation, biological process: protein phosphorylation.